AUGGCUGAGGACGGAAUUGAAUUGAAGAACGAAGAAGCAGAGUUCAUAGCUCUACCGAAUGAAGUUUAUAUCCAAGCAUUGCAUGAAGUCAUUAAGAAUAAUUGCAAUUUAACCGAAGAUCAAUACGAAAUCCAAUGCUGCGCUGGUUCUGCAAAAGGUGACAACUAUAUAGGCAUUGUGUACCGCGUAUCCGUUAAGAGCAAACAAGACAAUUCAGUUAAAUUAAAUUUGAUUGUUAAAUUGCCACCGCAAAAUGCAGCUAGGCGAGAACAAUUUUUCGUACGACCAUGCUUUAUUCGCGAAGCAGAUUUUUAUAAUAAUCUGUAUCCAAUGUACAAGCAAUUUCAAGAAGAGAAAGGAAUUGACGUUGAAAAGGAUGGAUUUCAUGAAAUUCCAUUUUGUUUCAAAGCUCUUACUGACGAUCCUUUUGAAGGACUUUAUUUUGAUGAUUUAAAAGCCAGUGGAUUUGAAAUGUUUGAUAGAUUUCAAAAUGUCACAAAGGAGCAAGUUCUUAUCGUCAUGAAGACUCUCGCAAAAAUGCAUGCAGUAUUCUAUUGCAUUAAGGAUCAAAAGCCUGAAUUAAUUGAACAUUAUCGUGACAUGGUUGAUAUAUUUUUGCAACGUAAAGGCGAUGAGAAUAUGAAUGUUUGGUUUGAAAGUGUUAAGAAUCGAUCCAAAGACACUAUUACAGAAUGUGGAAAUGAGGAUAUGAUUAAGAAAGUUAAUGACUUGCUGUCUUUGGAUUUCUUCGAACUUUUGGAGACCUGCAUCAAUGGAGAAGCAGCUGAACCUUAUGCUAUAGUGUGUCAUGGAGAUUGCUGGAACAACAACAUUAUGUACAAAUAUGAUCAAAGCGGAACUCCAAAUGCUAUUCGUUUGUUGGACUUUCAAAUUAUACGCUAUAGCUCGCCUGUUUUGGAUCUGAUGUACUAUAUCUUUGGAUGCACUGUUAAGUCAUUGAGAGAUAAGCAUUAUCAAGAAUUUUUGGACGUCUAUUAUGACACGUUGGCAGAUUUUAUUAAGCGGCUUGGAUCUAACCCAGACAAAGUAUUCCCACGCGAAGCAUUUAAUGAGCAUAUAAAGAAAUUUGGAAAAUUUGGUUUUAUCAUGGCUAUGAUGGUUUUACCAAUGUUCACAGCUAAUGCUGAAGAUAUUCCAGACAUGGAUGCAAUGGCAGAAAAAUUUCAGGAUUUGAAGGAAACUGGCGAGAAAUUAGAUCCUUCAGAAAUUGUCGACUUUUCAUCAUUUAAGACCGUUGAUGUUUUCAAUGAGCGAAUGAGAGAUGUCAUUCAGGAUAUGUAUGAUUUUGGGUAUUUUUAA
Molecule: messenger RNA, 1320 nt
Organism: Chironomus riparius
Lineage: Eukaryota; Metazoa; Arthropoda; Insecta; Diptera; Chironomidae
Source: the annotation of a GenBank genome assembly